This is a messenger RNA of Arachis duranensis, 2586 nucleotides long. RefSeq lists its product as uncharacterized. Bases 67 to 2586 code for a protein of 839 amino acids. The record is from RefSeq and is a predicted model, not a curated record. Lineage: Eukaryota; Viridiplantae; Streptophyta; Magnoliopsida; Fabales; Fabaceae. The transcript is spliced from 17 exons. Gene Ontology annotation, biological process: proteolysis. Gene Ontology annotation, molecular function: cysteine-type peptidase activity.
UCACGCGCAUGAAGAGAGAUAACAUGGCGCGUCAAAAUCACGCGCUCAACAUUCGAACGGUUACGUAUGGCAGACUCUUCCACUUCUUCCACUUCUUCCAUUUCUCAAGGCGCUUUCAAAACAACGAAACCCUCCCAUUUUCGAGCGAAAAUCAAGGUUCAAAAUAUAGAAAUCGUAGUUCGAAAACUGCAUCAAAACACCAUCAAACUCUCUGUGAAGAAUCUGAAGAAAAAACAAACCAAGAAUACUCAACUUUCAGAGAAAAUGGCAGCAAGAAACCAAACUAAAGACCUUAAAUGUGCCACACAUCUCCUGAAUGAUAAGUUCAGAAACAUGACUGAGGAGAAGAAGGCGAUUGUGAGGGAUCUUGGAUUUGGUGGGUUGAUGCACAUCCCACCACUGAGGGUGGAUCACCAACUCUUAAGGGAGCUGGCAAACAACUUCAAACUUAGGGAGAACAGACUGAAGACAGGAUAUGGUUCUUUCCAAAUAACCCCAAAAAAAAUAGGUGAUGCGCUUGGCAUCAAUGCAACAGGAGAUCUAUUUCCUGAGAAAGUUGACUAUAAGAAACUUUCUGAUGAUGACAAAAUAAUUUAUAGAAGAUUCCAGGGUAAGACCCUCAAAAGUCUUACCGAUGAAAUGAUGGAAAUCGGCGUUGGCAACGAAGAGGAACGCCUGAUGUUCAAGAGGAUAUUCAUCCUCUACAUACAGAUGGCGUUCCUUUUGCCAACGACGAUAAACAAAAUAUCGCCCGUGCACCUGGCCCCAAUUUUUAAGAUGGACGGCAUAUCGGAGAGAAACUGGGGGGCAUGUUUUGACCUUCAUGAUCAAGGGCAUUACAGACUACAAGGAGAAGAAGAAGAAGGCAAGAACAGGGUUGAAAGACCACCAAAGCCAUGGAUUGCCAACUGGACUAAGGAGCAUGAGACAUAUGAAAUAUCGAGUGACGAACUUGAUGAAUUGCUAGGGGAAAACGUUCAUAAAUCUGCUGCAGAGGGGGAGAACCAAGCUGACCUGCGAUCGACAGAAGGUCGAUAUGUCUCCUCUGAAACACUACCGGCUGUGAACUUGGGAAGUGAUGAUCCUUCCUCUCAAGGACGCACAGAACAGAGUAGUGUAAACCAGCCGUCUCAGAGCAUGUUGACUCCGUCUGAUUCGAAUAUGAUGGUUGUUAGGGGACAAACGCCGUCGGAAGCGCUUGCAAUAGUCCCGAUCCAGUUUUUUGUGCCGGCAUCCCAACAAACAACCACUGACGCAGAUUUCGAACCAACCCCUAUGCUACAGAUUGAAGGGGCUAGAGAAACCACUCCUGAAACCCCCAAACAACUUCAAGAAACAACACCCAAUCUUCCCCCAGCUCCAACAAAAAUUCAUCCAGACGCAGAGGACGCUGCUGCCCUGUUGAUGAUGGCACGGACAGCAAGCUAUGUUCCUAAAACAGAUCCGGGGAUGCCAUCAUUCAGCCUCGGAUUGACAGAUUCAAGCCAGGAGGGGGCGUCGACGCAGGAGACAGAAAGGGAAAAAUCUCCAGAAAUUGCAACUAUGCUAGAACAAUUAGACAGUUUGAUCCAAAAAUUAGCAAGCAGUGCGGCAAAGGGAAAAGACGAAAGUCCACAAAUUCAGAGGGAGACUGGGGGAGAAAGUUCUGCAAAGUUUGAAACUCCUGGGGGAAUAAAUCAAAUUCCGGAUGAUAUGAAACAAAAGUGCUACAUCUGGGGGACGAGACUGAAGGAAGAUGCAAAAGGCGAUACUGACGAGUAUGAGGAGAUAUGCACUCUGAUUGGCCAAGGAGAAUACAUUUUGAUGAGAACGCACCUUGCAUCCCUCCAGGCAAAAAGUGAUAUAGAAUCUCAGAUUGUAUCUGCCAUCUGCCUCAUCCUAAACCAGAAAAAGGAAAAGAGGUUUCAGGCACAAAUAUACUAUCUCCCCCCCGAUAUUGUGAGCAUGGCACUUUCGGAUCACCCAAGGGGGGAAUUCAUAUCCCCGAAAACAAAAAAAGAAUUCAGGGUGGAAGCCUACCCGAGUUUCAUUCACUUCAUAGAUAGAAAAAAAUUAAGUUCGCAUCCAUAUAUUUUUGCUCCUGUUUGCCACUCGGGACAUUGGUGGUUAUGGCUGAUAAAUACAAGAAAGCGGAAAUGUCAAAUACUUGACCCGCUACACAAAAAAGCUCCAAGCGAUGAGAGAAAGGACAUUAAUAAAUUCACUGGAUAUGUAUUUUCAAGAUUGAUAACAUAUGCCGGCGGGAAACCUCUCGAGAAAGGCGAGAAGGAGAAGGAAAUUAAAGCAUCAUAUGUUAAAAUAUCAGGACAAAAAACAAGCUAUGACUGCGCUAUCUACGUAAUAAAGUGGCUUGAGUUAAUUGAGCCGGAAAACAUUAAAAAGGGGAAGUAUGAAUGGGAUAAUUGGACACAGGAGGAGGUGGACCACUAUAGAGUGGAAUAUGCUUCCCGGAUACUAUUCAGUGAGAUGAAUAAACAGAGAGAUCGGGCAAUUAGAGAGAGUAGUGCUAUAAGGCUGUCGAAGCCAUCCUCUGUAUUAUUGAGUCCGUUUUGUCAGAUUAAUUCUGCUGAUAUAGAAACUGGGUAG